Molecule: messenger RNA, 2753 nt
Organism: Punica granatum (pomegranate)
Lineage: Eukaryota; Viridiplantae; Streptophyta; Magnoliopsida; Myrtales; Lythraceae
Source: RefSeq, a predicted model, not a curated record
CAACAGCAGACAAACAGCUAUCUUCCAAUCUGCUCGCCAUUUGUUCUUCUUCACUUGCAAUAAUAAACAACCGCCCAAGCGUCAAAACCCCCUCUCAUUGCUUCACUCUCUCUCUCUCUCUCUCUCUUCUUUUUCGCUGCUUCUCUCUGCUUGUGUGCUGCUUAAUGGUUUAGGUCUACUUUUCUCUCUGUCUCCAUCCUUCUUCCUUUCGUUCUCUGCUUUCUCUGUAUUUAUUCUCGAGGACAAAAUACGAUCUUUUGUGGGUUGUUGCUGGUGCUGGUGCCGUUGAGGGGUGUGAGUGAUGAUGGGCCCUCCACCUCCACUAAUGGUGAGGUGAACGAGGGGAAUGCCUCUCCUUUUCCUCCUCUUUCAGUGCUCCCUCCCUUUUUCCCCCAAUUCUCUUGCUGUCUCGCAUUUCUCCGAUUCGGGGGUGGGUUUCGAAGAUGACAUUUUUGGGUCUCUCUCCCCCUCCCUUAGAGUCUCUGGGAAGCUGAUUCGAGGCCACUUCUUGUGCGGGUCUUUGGUUGGAGAUAUUCAGCUGAUAAUGUUGGUCCUGUGCUUUUUUUUUUAAUCGGCUGCUCUUUACGGUUUUGUGAGUUUAUUUGUCGGUUGGUUCCUAGGUUUCUGGUUCGUUGGUGGAUGAAGAAAUUUCGAGCUCUCUUGAGAAGAGUCUACUGCAAGGCUGUGUGUGUGUGUGUGUGUUAAAGAUCACAAAGUCGCAUCCUUUGUUUAUUUCUUUGUUCUGAAAAAAGGUGAGAGAUUCUUUGGAUUUUGGGUCAAUGUGGUAGCUGAGUCUUGGUGAAUUGUGCGAAAUUUCGGGUUUCUGUGAGUUUUUGAGUUACUGUGAUGGUUGAGAGGGAGAGAGGGGUUUGAGUUUGGACUGCAGAUUGCGAGCAAGUUCCUUUCUUUUUUUGGGGGGCCGAAGACCCCAUCCAUGAGAAGAGACAUGGAGAGAGUGAUCCAACCUCCUCUGGUCGAUUCAACAGCAUGUUUAUGUCGAGUUGAUGCGGGUCUCAAAACAGUCGCUGGGGCCAAAAGAUAUGUGCCUGGAGCAAAACUCUGUCUCCAGCCUGAAAUUAAGCCGUCCAUUCACCCGACUAGGAAUAAGCAAUCCCGAGGAGACAGAACCCGGAACCAAUCUCCCCUGCUUCCUGGCCUCCCUGAUGACCUUGCCAUUGCCUGCCUCAUAAGGGUCCCGCGACUCGAGCACCGGAAGCUCAGACUAGUCUGCAAGAGAUGGUACCGACUCCUAUCGGGAAACUUCUUCUACUCUUUGAGAAAGAGCCUUGUAAUUGCAGAAGAAUGGAUCUACGUGAUCAAGAGAGACCGGGAUGGGAAGAUCUCAUGGCAUGCCUUUGAUCCAAUUUACCAGCUCUGGCAACCUCUCCCUCCUGUCCCAAAGGAGUACUCCGAAGCCAUAGGGUUUGGAUGUGCUGUUCUCAGUGGGUGCCACCUCUACUUGUUUGGUGGCAAAGACCCUUUAAAAGGAUCAAUGAGGAGGGUCAUCUUCUUUAGUUCAAGGACUAACAAAUGGCACCGAGCUCCCGAUAUGCUUCGUAGAAGGCAUUUCUUUGGUUCUUGUGUCAUAAACAACUGCUUGUACGUGGCAGGCGGAGAGAACGAGGGAGUUCACCGGUCUAUGAGGUCAGCAGAAGUCUAUGACCCGAACAAGAACCGUUGGUCCUUUAUCUCAGAGAUGAGCACAGCAAUGGUGCCCUUUAUUGGACUAGUCUACGAGGGAAAGUGGUAUUUGAAAGGGCUUGGGUCCCACCGACAGGUCCUUAGUGAGGUGUACCAUCCUGAGACGGAUAACUGGUUCCCAGUCUAUGAUGGAAUGGUCUCGGGGUGGAGAAACCCAAGCGUGUCCUUCAAUGGGCACCUCUAUGCUUUGGAUUGUAAAGACGGGUGCAAGCUACGGGUUUACGACGAAUUGACUGAUUCUUGGAGCAGGAACAUUGAUAGUAAGAUGCACUUGGGAAGCUCUCAAGCUCUGGAGGCAGCAGCUCUUGUUCCUCUUAAUGAGAAGCUAUGCAUAAUUCGGAACAAUAUGAGCAUCACUGUAGUGGAUGUUUUGAAGUCAGGGGAGAAUGGGAGAGGGGCAAGUGCCGAGCAUUUGUGGGAAAAUCUAGCAGGCAAAGGACAGUUCAAGACGAUGGUGACUAACCUCUGGUCAAGCCUUGCUGGCAGAAAUCGACUCAAGAGUCACAUUGUUCACUGUCAGGUUCUUCAAGCUUAGAGAGCCCUGCUCCAAUUUUAGGUAAUUCCGUGCCAGGGCAAUGUGAGUAGACGGUGUCUGAUGUUGCGAGUAAAACACAUCCUACGAUCCUUGCAGGAAACUUCGCGCCAGCAAGCAACAGUCAUGCUUCUGUUUCUUGAAUUCAUUGUAUCGGAGAAAGAAGUAUUCAAGAUAAUCGAAGUUGAGCGGAGACAUUUUUGCCUGCAAAGAUAUAGACAGCAAAGUUAAAUUCGCCUGCCUUCCUGAGAAUGACAGGGAAGAAGUGAGCCUGUUGAUAUUACCUGGAUCAGUGCCCAUAAUGCCCAAAAUAUAUGUGAAGCUAACAUGUAUGUGUUCGUUUCAACGUAAAGGGCAUCCAAAUCUUUCACAGGCGCCUGCAAUGGAAAAGAUAUCUCAGCAAAAUAUAUGCGAAGCUAGCAUGUAUUUAGAGGACUUCACGAUGAAUACUGAGCCCAAGAUACUUAUCAAGUGUUGAAGAACUUUGCAUUGAUAUCCAAAUAAUAAGCUGCAACAGUAA